AUGUAUUCGAAGGCAGUAGUUGUGUUUUGCGUUUGCGCCUGCGCCUUGGCCGCGGCGGGACCACGCGUUAAUCGAGUAGAACCUUUAACGAAACCUUGUUUCAGUAAAUGUCCAGAACUGAAUGUAAGAGCGUUCAAAGAUCCCACCCCAGUGGUGAGUCCAAGAGACGACCUGACAAAGCCAAUAAACGAACGGUACCCAUCGGCUGUGCUUUUCGGCAGAACGUGUGGUGGGACCAUUAUUGGUGACAAAUGGAUUCUCUCUGCAGCGCAUUGCUCUCUAUUUACAUCUGGCAGAGACAUAUUAGCCGGUACAAAUAACACAGAAGAUGGUACGGGAAUAAGAAGAAGGGUCAAGAAAUUAUACGUCCAUCCACGUUUCUCCGUUGGACCCUACUGGCUCAACGCUGAUAGCUACGGAAUUAAACAGGUAGCGGCUCGAUGGGACUUCUUGCUGGCGGAAUUAGAAGAGCCCCUCGAAUUAGACGGAAAGAUUUUGGCAGCAGCUCCUAUCGAUGACAUCGCAGAGCACCAAGGCGGCGAAACUGUUGGCUUUGCUGGUUUUGGAGCUGAACAACACGGGGACGUGAUGAGACCAGAUGAACAUGCUAUGGACUUAGAAGUUCUUCCAAACUCAAGCUGUUCCAAGUUAAUCGAAUUCGAUCCCCAAGACAUGCUGUGUGCAACCGGCAGACCUCCGAGAUAUGACACAGCUUGCAAUGGUGAUAGUGGAAGCGGUCUCAUCAGCGAUUCUGGAAGCGUGAUUGGAGUCGCUUCGUGGGUGGAGAACGACGCUUUCGAAUGCAAAAACGGUGCCAUCAUUUACUUCUCAAGAGUGUCCGCAGCGAGAGACUGGAUCAAACAAAUUACGGGCAUUUAG
Molecule: messenger RNA, 879 nt
Organism: Leptosia nina
Lineage: Eukaryota; Metazoa; Arthropoda; Insecta; Lepidoptera; Pieridae
Source: the annotation of a GenBank genome assembly